This is a messenger RNA of Arvicola amphibius (Eurasian water vole), 2820 nucleotides long. It is a transcript of the gene Frmd7, whose product is annotated as FERM domain containing 7. Bases 1 to 2820 code for a protein of 939 amino acids. The transcript has 16 exons. Gene Ontology annotation, cellular component: cytoskeleton. NCBI's taxonomy places the organism in Eukaryota, Metazoa, Chordata, Mammalia, Rodentia, Cricetidae. Gene Ontology annotation, molecular function: guanyl-nucleotide exchange factor activity. The record is from RefSeq and is a predicted model, not a curated record.
AUGCAGUACUAUAAGCAGCUUUGCUGGGAGGGAAGAGAGCUUAGCAUCUGGCCAUCAACACGACAGUGUCUCCUUACCAACAAUAUCCAUAGUGACGAUGGUGGUGCUGGUGGUGGUGGUGGUGGUGAGAGCAGGAUCUGUGCAGACUUCCCCAUAUUAGAUCCCCAAAAUCAAGGGUUUGCAGACAGAAAAACAGAUGAACUGGAGCAACUCGCUUCCUCGCCCACUUGUGGGAAGAAGGCCAAAGGAAGGAACUUGGAAGGAUCCAGCAGGCCAAAUGUGGUUUGGGUGCUGCUCAUCCCCACCCCCACCUCCACCCAACUGUCACCUGGCUGCCAGGAUGCUUUCCUGCCAGAGUCCAGAGGAGAGGCCUGGCCUGCAGCUGGCCCCUCCCUAGCCUCGCCGCUCUCCACAGCAGAAAGGAGGAAGGAACCAAUCCCAAGAAGAUCUGAAGGGAGCUUUGUGGGGAGAGGACCUCAGAACUGGUUUUGGAGUCAGGUCCCAGUCCAGCUGGGCCAUUCAGCCAAACUGAGCCAAGCUGAUUCUAGAAGGGCAAAUGAGGAAGAUGCCACGGAAAAGAAGAGGCCCCAGAGUCAUGAGCAGGAGAAAAGAAAGGCUAACCAACAGUACAGUGGGGUGGAAGGGAAAUGCCUGUCCCGAGAUGGGGGUGGAGUACUUGAGCCACAGGAGCGCCCAGACUCCAACUGCAAAAAUGCUAAAGGCUUCGAGAACCAUUUGGCAACAUUUGCAGGGAUGGAAGAAUUGGUGGAUUAUAGUCGUAAACAUGGUGGGCAAAAAUCAUCUGGAAAGGCACUCUUUAACCUGAGUUGCAGCCACCUCAAUCUUUCGGAAAAGGAAUAUUUUGGAUUAGAAUUCUGCAGUCAUUCUGGAAAUAAUGUUUGGCUGGAACUGCUGAAGCCCAUAACAAAGCAAGUAAAAAUGGACCCUGGACACCUUCGGGAAGAACUCACAAGGUAUCUUUUCACUCUUCAAAUCAAGAAGGACUUGGCUCUGGGAAGGCUCCCAUGCAGUGACAACUGUACAGCGUUAAUGGUGUCGCACAUCUUACAAUCAGAAUUAGGAGACUUUCAUGAAGAAACAGUUAGGAAGCACCUGGUACAAACCCAGUAUUUACCAAGCCAAGACUGCUUAGAGAGCAAGAUCAUGCGCUUUCAUCAGCAGCACAUUGGCCGGAGCCCAGCUGAGUCAGAUAUUCUGCUACUGGACAUAGCAAGGAAGCUGGAUAUGUAUGGCAUCAGGCCUCAGCCUGCCAGCGACGGUGAAGGGAUGCAGAUCCACCUGGCUGUUGCUCACAUGGGAGUACUGGUGUUACGGGGAAAUACAAAGAUUAAUACUUUCAACUGGGCUAAGAUCCGCAAGUUGAGUUUUAAGAGAAAACAUUUUCUCAUCAAACUUCAUGCUAAUAUUUUGGUGUUGUGCAAAGACACUUUGGAGUUCACCAUGGCUAGCCGAGAUGCGUGCAAGGCUUUCUGGAAGACUUGUGUCGAGUACCAUGCUUUCUUCAGGCUUUCCGAAGAGCCCAAGUCAAAGCCCAAGACCCUUCUCUGCAGCAAGGGCUCCAGUUUCCGCUACAGUGGAAGAACUCAAAGGCAACUUUUGGAAUACGGGAAAAAGGGGAGGUUAAAGAGCCUGCCGUUUGAAAGGAAACAGUACCCAUCUCAGUAUCACGAGCGGCAGUGCAGGUCGUCACCAGACAUUCUCUCAGACGUGUCCAAACAAGUGGAAGACCUGAGACUGCCCUAUGGCGGCAGCUACUACCGAAACGUGGAUGGAGCGCACACAUCUGAGCCUAUGCUAGACAGGAGGAGGAGGAACUCAGCGGUUGAGGUGACAUUUGCAGCUGAACUGGAGCGGUCCAAACCAGAGGCAGAUCUCACAUCGCUCCAUCCAUCCCAAAGCAGUUCCUCUUUCACCUUUGUUUAUGCAGAUCCUGUCUUCAACAGUGACUCUGAUCCCAUAGACUUUUUUGAGGAACGGAGCCCGCUAAGCUCCUUCCAGACAAGCUCGAAGUGUGUGGACAAUCACAUAAGCACAUCUGCUUUCAGCAGCAAAGUGAGUCCAGCAAGGCAGCUCACAUACACCGAUGUGCCCUAUAUUCCUUGUACUAGCCAGCAGGUUGAUAUCAUGCCUCCUCAAGUCUUUUUUCAUGUGGACAAACCACCCCAGGUACCCAGGCGGUCUCCAAUCAUGGCAGAGGAAAGUGUCAGACCAGACAGCUAUCUAGAUCCCAGUGCAGUAAAACCAGUCAAAAGGAGCCCCAGGAAUAGCAGGAUAAAAAGUUUACAGCAAGACCUUCAAGAACUCCAAGAAGCUAUGGCUAGAACUAGUGGGAGGAGCAAUAUCAAUGUAGACCUAGGGGAGGAAGACCCACAUUUGGAUGAUGCUUUUGCAUAUCACCUUCAAGAGCAAACUCCUAAACGAUCGCAGAGCCAUUCAGACAUGAAAACGAUCCGUUUUCCUUUUGGGUCAGAAUUUAGACCUUUAGGGCCUUGUCCUGCUUUGACUCGUAAAACAGAUCCCUUUACAUGUACAUUUGCAGAGCAGGAGUUCCCCACAGUUCUAAUGGAUCAGAGCUCGGCAGAAAGAUAUGUAGUUAGUGAGUCCAGUGAUUCAGAAUCGGAGAUUCUUAAGCCAGACCACUACUCUUUGUAUGGCAAAGGAACGAAGUCACCUAGGGCCCGAAUCCGCUUGUCUUCUGGUAGUCUGCAGCUAGAUGAAGAGGACGAAGACAUUUCUUUCACCAUGCCAGAUGAUGAAGAUAGGACUUUGCUAAAGCCAUGCAACUAUUUCUUAGCUUAA